Megalobrama amblycephala (Wuchang bream) is the source of this 1913-nucleotide messenger RNA. RefSeq names its product stonustoxin subunit alpha-like. NCBI's taxonomy places the organism in Eukaryota, Metazoa, Chordata, Actinopteri, Cypriniformes, Xenocyprididae. The record is from RefSeq and is a predicted model, not a curated record. The transcript has a single exon. Gene Ontology annotation, molecular function: protein binding. The annotation marks the transcript as partial.
UUAUCUCCACCAGAUUCCCAUCGGAUCACUCUGGAUCUGAACACAGUGAAUAAAUACCUUUGUCUGUCUGAGAGGAACAGAGUGAUUACUGACACUGUCCCAAAGAGUCAGCAGUAUCGUGAUCCUGAUCAUCCAGACAGAUUUGAUUAUUGGCAUCAGGUGUUGUGUGGAGAGAGUGUGAGUGAUCGACGCUGUUACUGGGAGAUUGAGUGGAGUGGAUAUGCGUAUAUAUCAGUGUCAUAUAAGAGCAUCAGCAGGAAGGGAGCGGGUGAAGAGUGUGAGUUUGGAGCUAAUGAUCAGUCCUGGAGUUUGAGAUGCUCUCCUGACAGUUACUCAUUCUGGCACAAUAAGAUAGUGACUGAUCUCCCUGUAAAGCCCAUCAUCAGCAGAACAGAAGUGUAUGAUGAUGAUGAUGAUGAUGAUGAUGUGAAUCACAAUAGAACAGGAGUGUGUUAUGAGUGUUUGUUUAGAUCUAAUGAUCAGUCCUGGAGUUUGAUCUGCUCUCCUAUCAGAUACUUAUUCAGACACAAUAAGAUAGACACUGAUCUCCCUGUAAAGCCCAUCAUCAGCAGAACAGUGAAUGAGGAGUAUCACUAUAGAGUAGGAGUGUAUGUGGAUCACAGUGCAGGAACUCUGUCCUUCUACAGCGUCUCUGGAGACACAAUGAUCCUCAUCCACACAGUCCAGACCACAUUCACUCAACCGCUCUAUCCUGGGUUUAGGGUUUAUCAUACUGGAUCAUCAGUGAAACUGUGUUGAUGAAUCAGAUGUUGUAGAGUCUCUUCAUGACAUUAACACUGAAAUAUCACGACAAUAAAUGUGUGUUAAUGACUCAAAAUCACAUGAUGAAGUAAAUGUUGAACUCAGUGUUCAUGUAUAUUGUGUCAUGUGGUGUCGUUAUGAGGAGCAGGAGUGACUCUUACAGAUUUAGAUCCACUAACCCACUGAAAAAUAACAUCAACAAUCAAUUCAUCAAUUUAAUCAUUCACACACAAAUGGACAUUUUUACACGCAUCAAUAAAUACACACAUUUAAAACUGUUUAUUUGAUUCAUGUUUUAAACGUACAUUAAUAAAUCAUUUUAAAUCUCUUUUUAAAAGCAUUGGUCAAUUGCUUUUCUUUAUCCGUUUGUCAGUCGAGUUAAAAACGCCAUUGGUCAGGACACACGUGGAGCAACCAAUCAGCUUUCACCUCAGUGUGAAGAGCCAAUCCUCUGUCACUGUGAAUGUAACAUGCGCUGUCAUUGGACAGUGAGAACAGCUAUUCAUCAGAGCCGCUGUUCUGAAAUAUUCAGGGUCAGAGAUUGACGGUGACAGUGGGCGGAGCUUACAUGAAUAUUCAUGAGUUUCUGUUUUGAGUUAAAGCACCACUGAACAUGUUAGUGGAUUGUUCUUGGAUCACAGAACUGUUUUCUGUAACCUGAUUGUGUUUCUGCGUCAAAUAAAUUUAUGAUUCUUCUUUAUUAAUGACUGCUUAUGAAUGCUCAAACGUUUGUAGCUCACAUUGAGUCAUGAGUGAUAAUUUAGCAGUGAUUCCAGUCUCUGGUCUAUCGUUAGGAAAUGAGCAUCGAGUUUGUUUGUUUCAACUGUUUUGAUUUGAUUUUAGUUCGUUUGAUAAGAUAAAAUAUAAAUGUAUCUGUGGUGGCAUAAUAAAAGCUUCAGUUGUGAUUAUUGUGUCAUUCCCUAUUGCUUUCUCAGAUAGCCUGCAUAACGUUUACCGGACAUUAUUAUUAAAACACAUUGAGGGUAAUAAGGUUUAUGUUCCCUUUAUGUUUUUGACAUGCAUGAAUUAAUGUAAACCUUCUUUAUCCUUUUCUGCAAAACACACAAUGCUCUCUAUAUGAACAGAAACAUGAUGAGACAGUGAUAUUAGCUUCCCUGCAGCACUUUCACAAGGUUUUAUUUUAAUGCGCU